GUAAAAUUCACCGAACGAAUUACUGAACAAUUAACUUCCUCUUUCUGUUUUGGUUUUGAUAAUAUAAAAUGGCAUCUAAACCACUACUUGAUGCGUCAAUAGACUUUGGGACCACCUACUCAGGAUGGGCCUGCUCAUUUCUGCAUGAAUUUGAAUCCGACGCAACAAAGGCAUUAGUGAAACACUGGCACUCCGGUUCAGGAACUUUGACAACCGAAAAGACUCCGACCGUUGUGUUAGUGAAACCAGACGGGAAAACACUUGAGGCGUUUGGCUACGAGGCUGAAAAUAGAUACAGGGAACUCACAGAUGAGGGUGAAUAUGAGGAGUACUACUACUUCAGAAGAUUCAAAAUGACGCUUCACAAAGCGUUAGGAGAAAAUCUUCAUAGAGGAAUCAUGCUUAAAGAUGAAAUGGGAAAAUCACUUCUUGCACUGGACGUAUUCGCGAUGGCUAUCGAGUACUUGGUAAAGGACAUGUAUGAAACUGGAAAAGAUAGAAUAACAGGACAUAUCAAGAAGUCAUAAGUGCACUGGGUACUUACAGUGCCUGCUAUUUGGACUGAUCCUGCCAAACAAUUCAUGAGAGAAGCCGCUGAAAAGGCUGGUAUUCCCUCGGACAAACUGAGCAUAUCGUUAGAGCCAGAGGCCGCAUCUUUAUUCUGCCGUUACCUUUCCGUGGAGAAAACGGUGAACAAGUGUGACGUGUCGAUAGCAGCAUUUCCUGCAAAAACAAGAUACAUGAUAUUAGAUGCUGGAGGAGGAACUAUUGAUAUUACUGUCCACGAAGUCGAGGACUCGAGAAAGGUCAAAGAGGUCAAGGCUGCAAGUGGAGGAGGGUGGGGUGGUAUUCUUGUUGAUAAAGCAUUUGAACACCUUGUCGAAGAUAUCGUUGGGAAAGAUAUUUACAAGAAAUUUAAAGAAAACGAAACUGAAGAUUGGUUAGAUUUAUGGAGAGAUUUUGAGGUUAAGAAAAGAACUGUUCGUCCAGAAAAAGAUGCUAGAAUUGUUAUGAAAUUUCCACUUUCUUUGGUUAAGUUGAUUGAGAAGAAACAUGGUCAAGCAUUCGAAGAUUAUAUUGAUUGCUCUGACUAUGCAGAUAUACUUACAGUGACAGGUGACAAGCUGAAGUUUCAGGCGAGUGUGUUUAAAACACUGUUUGAUACAUCAGUUAACAAAACCAUUCAACAUAUAGAACAUCUGUUACGAGAUGAGACAGCUCGGAUGAUAAACGUAAUUUUGAUGGUCGGUGGUUUCUCAGAGUCCCCAAUGUUACAGAAGGCGGUUCGGUCCGCCUUCCCGGGGAUCAAGGUUGUCAUACCUGUCGAUGCUACAACGUCAGUAAUGAGAGGAGCUCUAAUAUUUGGACACAGUCCCAAGUCAAUUACAGAGCGAGUUCUGAAAAACACCUAUGGAUUGAAAGCAAGCCUUAAUUUCAAAGAGGGUGUACAUCCAGAGGAACGACGAACAUCUUCCGAUAUUGGCGACCAGUGUUUCGGUGUGUUCAGUAAACAUGUUGAAAGGAAUCAGAUUGUUAAAGUAGGGGAAGCACAAAGUGAGCGUAAAUACAGAGCUGCGCAUGCCUGGCAAACCGAAUUACCAUUUAAGCUGUAUGCGUCUGAUCUUCAGAACCCGAAGUUUGUUGACGAAGGAUGUACCUAUGUUGGUACAAUGACUGUAGAACUGACCGAUCACGAUGGAGAUUUGGAGAGAUGGGUCUGGGUGUCUUUAACAUUCAGCGGAACUGAGAUCGAGGUACAAGCUAGAGAUGAGAAAUCUGGAAAAAGGACCAAAGCAACCCUUAAUUUUCUCGGAUAAAACCAAUAAUAAAUCACAUUGAAUAUUAUCCAUGAUCCCAAAGGACGGGAAAUAAAACACUGAGACUUGCAUUGAUAAGAACUGGAGAAUACAAAACUAUAUUUUUGAUCAUUGUGUCUAUCGGCUAGUUUCUGUAAGUGCUUUAGUUUUCCGAUUUCGUUACCCAGAAAUUAGGCAAAGGUUCGUCCACUUCAGCCAUAAAUACAUUCCUUCCGGGAUUGUUUAAGACCGGAUGUCGCUUUCUACCGUAUGUCAUACAAAAAUUAUACUCAUUUGAGUAAACCUUGUUUAUGAAAAAUGCCGAAUUCUCACUCUUUGAAAAUAUUAUUGGCUACACACGAGUUUUUAGUAGAUUGUUUAAAAAAAAACUGACUUUCAGACAUUAGGGGUUUCCUUAUGUUACUGCUCUAAAUCAAUUAAAGGCUCACUGUAACAAUUUAUUCCAAACUUUGACGAUUUCUACCAACACUUAGGGGUUAAAAUACCCCACCCACCCGAGUUACAUUUUCACCAGUUUUGAUAACUCAUAAAAUUAUCAAAGUUAAGGUAUUUUUAAUAAGACGUCAUGAAAUAAUUGUUUUUAUAUAUUUUCAUGAGAAAAGAUGAUACUUUGCAAUCAGUUUAGGUUAUAGUUAACGUGCAUACAAUUGUAAUACAUAUAAAUCACAUGCCGUUUCUCAGUCAGUCGAACCUAUUUGUGUUUCAUUCACAAAGGUUUGAGGUACCAAUAGUCUUCUUCUAUUUUAGAUGUCAAAGUAAGCUUACUUGUAUAAUGUUGACUUUAUUUGAUAAAGAUACUUUAAAAUGUAACAUACAUAACAGCUGUCACUCAAAUAUUCCACAUUGAAAAAUUAGCAACAUUGAAAACACUCCAACAAUUGCAUUUGUAAGCUGUUAAUUUGAAUAAACCAUGAUUGAACAUGCACGCAUGGCCAUUAUAAUUUUGUUGGACUUAACCCUGUUACUAUUCUCAAUUAUAAGAUGUCGACAAACUACAGUGGAACAAUGAUACCUCUUUCAGCAUCACUGUAAAAUAGCAUAGAUUAGCUUUAUGUCUUCUGCUUCAAACAUAUUGAUAUUAAACAGUAGAAUUGGUUACAGUGUGUGCGCAGUCUGAAUAUUUUGACUUUCACUCAAAAGAAAUGUUUAACAUGAGAUAUCUCAGAAUCAAAUAUACGUUACCUAAGUUUUAACGGUCACCUUUUCAGUUUCAUAUUUCGUGUAUUAAUAUUCCAGACGAAUGCAUAAAACAUGUUUACCGGCAUUGCAAAGCACCUACUCAGUCAGUUUUACAGCAUUACAUAGAUGAAAUGAAACAUGCAUUAUGAAACACACGUUACCAAGAUUACACAGAACAUUAAGUAACAUUAAAGCUAGGAUAGGUUGUGGGUUUCGAUGGACUGUUGUGGUUUCAAGAUAGAUUUUAUUUACAUUUUCGAUGCUUUUGUGGUUGAUAUUUUUGGAAGGUCAGGUAUGCAUUAUGUGCUCAAACUUGUUGAUGUAAUUCCAGAUGUAAUUAAACAUUUUACAUUUUGAACUUAUAGAACAUCAUACAUAUUCCGUACAACAUGGGUAGUGAAACAAAUGUCACUUUUGGUAAAACAUGUUUCUUAAAAUAGUUGUUUCUUUGACUAUAGUGAUUUUCAAAUAUCACUUAUACUGUGGGACGGAAUUACUGAAGUACGCAAUCAUAUUACAUUUCCUUAAUGAACUCAUUGUUUAUAUUGUGGUUGUCAAUUCUGAGUUCUUACUAAAAUUCAAUAUUCUACUUUAAAACUAUCAAGAAAUACAAACAAACUAGUUCAUUCAAAAGAUGAUGUAUUUCAACUGUUACAUAUAGAUUACAUCGGUAUGAAACUGUGUUUAAAACAUUAAGUCUAGUCACUGCCUUUAUCUAAAUUCGGUAACGUAUGUUUCAGAAUUACACAAGAGGACACAUUAUAACACCAAGGUACACCAUAUGAAAGAAAUAUACUCUACAAUUUUAUGUGAGAUGUUGCGAGAAGUCACAUUUUCGUAUCAGUAUCAGAAUAAGUUCAUCAUACAUGCAUAAAUGCAUAUGUACAUGUACAUACUUACAGAGUCUGCAUCAUUUGUUUGGAACACGCAAGUGGUGCAUUGAUGUCUUAUUUGUAAAAACACUUUAGUUAAGUGCUUUAUUCCGUAGUAAUGUCAUUACGCUACAAGCUAAAAUGGAUUGAAACAAACGUUACUUUAAAUAUCACUUACAACAAUACCAAUUAGUAUUACUCAUACGACCAAACAACAAACUGAUACGAUUCCAAGACUUGCUCAGUUUAUAGCUGUGAAGCUCUGUACACCUGUUCAUAAUGUCAAGCAAAUGCAUGACUAUAGAUGUAUUCAUGAUAGUUUGGUAAUAUUUCAGGGGCAUACGCAUUGAAAGGUUAUUGUUCAAGGAUAUUGAAGGGAUUUGGAUUUGUGAUAUAUCUGAAAUUUUCUAUUUUAAACAAAACAGAUAAAAUGUUCAAGCUCCACCAAAAUUACAUCAAUAUAUAUGUAUCAUCAACUGCUUUGAUAGGUUUGGAACUGUAUAUGCUUAUUACCGUUUGUGUAAUCAGAUAGGGCUUUAUCUUUUAAAAAGAGGCCGUAAAUACUUACUGAAUUGUGACAGAAAAACGCAAUUUGCAUUUAAACAUAAACUUUAUCAAUCCUUUCAAAUGUUUAAAAAAAACAUAACUGUUUGUACAAUGAUCUUUUUCACUUAACUUUUAAAAGAAAGUGACAAUUUCAUUAUAUGUUUGAUUCUCCAUUAUCGUUUUUUACUAGGAUAAACUGUAUAUGUAACAUCUAUCAGGCAGCCAUUCUGAUACAAAUUAAUAUAACAUUGUAGCUACAUUCAAAAUGCUUUGAAUGAAAAUAGAGAGUAACAUGAUUAGUUUUAUAAGAAAUAAAAGCAGCAUUUAAAUUAUAUCAAUGUAACGUCUUUUGCUGUAUACUGAAUACAUUUUGAAAAUGGCGCCAUCGCGAUUAAAACAAGAGAAGUAGCUAAUAUUGGUAACCUAGUUUCCAACUAAAAUUAUUUUUAAAAAAUCAGAUGACUUCUAUUACAGCAAUGAUAACUUAGAUCUUAUCCAUAUGUAUGCUUGAAAACUUAUUUCUGGCGGCCAGUUCAAAAAUGACAGGACAGUAUCGUUAUAAGAUUUAUCCGAAUAAACAAACUUCAAUCCCU
This is a messenger RNA of Mercenaria mercenaria, 5007 nucleotides long. RefSeq names its product heat shock 70 kDa protein 12B-like. The transcript has 5 exons. Gene Ontology annotation, molecular function: ATP-dependent protein folding chaperone; ATP binding. Bases 582 to 1817 code for a protein of 411 amino acids. The record is from RefSeq and is a predicted model, not a curated record. NCBI's taxonomy places the organism in Eukaryota, Metazoa, Mollusca, Bivalvia, Venerida, Veneridae.